AUGGCUGAAUCACCGCCUGAACAGUCGGAGUUGUCACCUGAAAACCCUGAGCGCCUGUGGCUCUGGGAGAGGAACGUGUACUUGGACGAGCGUAGACGGAGCUGGCUGCCCGCAGUCGUCAAGAAUAAUGGAAAAAUCCAGGUGCUCUUGCGCCAGAAAAGCAUCCCCUUGGGGCCUGCUAUGACUCCUAAAGAGCUGGAGGCAUACGAGCUGCCUUUAAUGUGGCAACUCUACCCAGGGAAAAAGUACCGAGGCAGUGACUCCAUCCUCUGGGAGAUAGUGUACCACAUCAAGUUCAAUGACGUAGAAGACAUGUUACUUGAACAGAUGGAAACAAAAGAAUAUCAUCCGUGA
Messenger RNA from Peromyscus maniculatus bairdii (prairie deer mouse), 354 nucleotides. RefSeq names its product TCL1 family AKT coactivator A (gene Tcl1a). The record is from RefSeq and is a predicted model, not a curated record. Gene Ontology annotation, molecular function: protein serine/threonine kinase activator activity. NCBI's taxonomy places the organism in Eukaryota, Metazoa, Chordata, Mammalia, Rodentia, Cricetidae.